AUGCUCCAGAACAAGCAAGCGAGUAGUAAAGUAAACCAUGCAAUCAACAGAGAAGUCAAUGAGCUCUCACUAUGUGUGGCCCUGGAACAGCCCCACAGCCCCAUGAGGAAGAAUGAAGAAGACUUUCGUGAAAACCAGAACACAUCAGGAAACGACAGCUCACUGAGGAGCAGAGCUGUGCAGAGCAGAGGGCACGGAAAGGCCAAACAGGAUGAAGAGCAGGUCACCAUUGAGCUGGAUUCUACAAGAAACAAAGAAGAUGAAAAGGACGAUCAAGAGAUGCAUCCAAAAGGGUAUCUGGAAAGGAAGUAUGGCAUGAUUCAGGAUUUUUAUCACAAACACAAAACCACCUUUCGGUACAUCUUCUGGGUCAUCUUAUUAGCAGCUUACCUGGCUAUGGUGAUUGCCGCAUGUGCGUUCAACUUUCACCGAGCCCUUCCUCUCUUCAUGAUCACCGUGGCUGAUUUCUUUGUGGUCUGAGGUCACUUUAUGGCCAAAUAUGAUCAUCGAAUUGAAGAGCUCCUGUCUCCUGGCAGAAGGUUUCUGGACAGCCAUUGGUCCUGGCUGAAGUGGGUGAUUUGGAGCUCUCUGAUCCUGGGAGCUAUUUUCUGGCUGAUCUUUGACACUGCCAAACUGGGCCAACGGCAGCUGGUGUCCUUCGGUGGGCUCAUAAUGUACGUUAUCCUGAUGUUUCUAUUUUCCAAACACCCAACCAGGGUUCGCUGGAGGCCUGUCUUUUGGGGAAUUGGGUUACAGUUUCUUCUUGGGCUCUUAAUACUAAGGACUGUCCUUGGACUUAUGGCUUUUCAGUGGUUGGGCAAACAAGUUCAGACCUUCCUGGAGCACACUGACGCUGGUGCUUCCUUUGUCUUUGGUGAGAAAUACACAGACCACUUCUUUGCAUUUAAGGUCCUGCCAAUCAUGGUUUUCUUCAGCGCCGCCAUGUCCAUGCUCUACUACCUAGGACUGAUGCAGUGGAUCAUUAGAAAGGUUGGAUGGCUCAUGCUGGUUACUGUGGGAUCAUCUCCUAUUGAAUCUGUGGUUGCAGCCGGCGGUAUAUUCAUCGGGCAAACGGAGUCUCCACUGCUGGUCCGGCCAUAUUUACCACACGUCACCAGGUCCGAACUGCAUGCAAUCAUGACCGCUGGGUUCUCUACCAUCGCUGGAAGUGUCUUAGGCGCAUACAUUUCUUUUGGGAUUUCACCCACCCACAUAUUAACUGCUUCAGUUAUGUCAGCGCCUGCGUCAUUGGCUAUGGCUAAACUCCUUUGGCCUGAGACAGAAACACCUAAAAUAACCCUGAAGAAUGCCAUGGAAAUGGAAAUGGGUGAUUCGAGGAAUCUCCUAGAAACAGCAUCACAGGGAGCAUCUGCAUCCAUCUCCCUGGUGGCAAACAUCGCUGUGAAUCAGAUUGCCUUCCUGGCCCCGUUGUCUUUUGUGAACCCAGCCCUGUCCUGGUUUGGAAACAUGUUUGACUACUCACAGCUGAGUUUCGAGAUAAUAUGCUCCUACAUCUUCAUGCCCUUUUCCUUCAUGAUGGGAGUGGACUGGCAAGACAGCUUUAUGGUUGGCGAACUCAUAGGUUAUAAGACCUUCUUCAAUGAAUUUGUGGCUUAUGAGCACCUCUCAAAAUUGGUGCAUUUAAGGAAAUAGGCUGGACCCAAAUUUGUGGAUGGUGUCCAGCAAUAUAUAUCGAUUCGUUCUGAGACAAUCGCCGCUUACGCUCUCUGCGGCUUUACCAAUUUUGGUUCCCUAGGAAUAGUGAUUGGUGGACUAACAUCCAUGGCUCCUUCGAGGAAGCGUGACAUUGCCUCAGGGGCAGUGAGAGCUCUGAUUGCGGGGACCGUCGCCUGCUUCAUGACCGCCUGCAUCGCAGGCAUCCUCUCCAGCACUCCUGUAGACAUCACCUGCCAUCACAUUUUAGAGAACACCUUCGCCUCCAGCUUAUCUCAAAACACAACUGAUGUGGCGUCAUGUUGUCAGAGCCUACUGAGCAGCACUGUUGCCGUGGGUCCCGGGGAGGUCAUCCCAGGAGGGAACCACAGCCUGUCUUCUUUGAAGACCUGCUGUGAAUUGUUGAAGCCAUCAACACUGAACUGCACUUGGAUCCCUGACGAACUCUGAGUUCAGCCACUUCUCCAACAGAACUCUAAGUACAGAUGCUGAACUUUCUGCUUUGGGGAGAAAAAAAAUGUAUUCUCCACAGAUUGAUACUUCCAUCAUGGAGUCAGCUUUAACUGGAAAGAAGAAACACAGGAGUGCACCCUUCAGAUCUAGAGCAUCUUCCUCCCCUCCUCAGCCCCGUCCCCGCUGAGAACUACUAUAGUGACCCAAAGUGAGGUGUUGUCUCCAGUCCCGCAAAUGUCUUCUGACCUUAGAAUUUCAGGACAUUUAACCAGAA
Molecule: messenger RNA, 2401 nt
Organism: Equus caballus (horse)
Lineage: Eukaryota; Metazoa; Chordata; Mammalia; Perissodactyla; Equidae
Source: RefSeq, a predicted model, not a curated record